CACACCUGCUUUUGCAGAGAGUGGGAGAAUUGACGUCCACACUCUCUCACUCUUAUCUUCUCUCUAAACUCAACUCUUAAUCUCUCUGUUUAUUUCUCUUAACUUAACCUCCUCGAAAAAAAAUUAGCUUUAAUGGAGUUUGAGGAUCAAGAAGAGCAAGAUGAAGAGAUGGGUUUGCCAACGAGUUAUGACUCACUUGGUCACUCAUCUCGUGUCAAAAUGGUGAGUUCUGAACCGGUAUCAGAGGCCCAUCUUCCGAGGAAGCCCAGAUACAGAGAGUGUCUGAAGAAUCAUGCGGUCGGGAUAGGAGGACACGCGGUGGAUGGUUGCGGUGAGUUCAUUGCUGCAGGCGAAGAAGGCACACUUGAUGCACUUAAAUGUGCAGCCUGCAAUUGCCACCGUAAUUUCCACCGCAAAGAAACCACCGAGAGCUCCGCCAUAAUCGGACCUCUGGGUACCGGUGAAGUUUUUUUUCACCACCCACAUGGCCACCUUCACAACCCAAGUCAGGUCCCACAAUUCUCUCCUUAUUACCGGAGCCCAGCUGGCUACCUGCACUUAGCUGCAGCGGCGCACCACAGGCCACUGGCGUUGCCGUCGACAUCCGGUGGAGGGACACAUAGCCGGGAGGAUCAAGAGGAUAUGUCGAAUCUUGGAGGGGGUUCACGGAAAAGGUUUAGGACAAAGUUUACGCAGGAACAGAAGGAUAAAAUGUUGGAGUUGGCGGAGAAGCUUGGGUGGAGGAUUCAAAAGCAUGAUGAAGAAAUGGUGCAGCAGUUCUGUGAGGAGAGUGGUGUGAAGCGGCAUGUGCUUAAGGUGUGGAUGCAUAACAACAAGCACACUCUGGGAUUUAAGCAAAGGCCAUUGUGUUUCUCUAGCUUUGGACUCAAAAGAGGGGAACCAUCACUCGGAUAUGGGGAUAUUGUGAUGCUGACUUCUGAAGAUUAGUUCUACUAUGUGGAUGCUUUGUUGUUAGCAAUGAUAGUGAGGAACCAGGUACUAUAUACAUGGUAAGUCAAGCUUUUAAGGUUUUAUAUUUGUAACAGACUAGCUAUCAGUACUUUGAGCUAUAGGGAAGACAGAAUUCUUGAAGCUUGUAAUUAAGGUCUCUCUGGUUCAAGUUUGGAUUUGACCUUUCAUUUGUAACUUUGCGUCAUCACAUUCACAGGCCUCAACGUGUGCCAAGAGCUACAUUUCUAUUUCCCGUUUAUAUCAUCAUCUCUUUCAACGUGUAUCUUUCUGCGUAUAUGUGUCUUCUGUGUGUCACUUCU
This is a messenger RNA of Pistacia vera, 1271 nucleotides long. RefSeq names its product zinc-finger homeodomain protein 1-like. Gene Ontology annotation, biological process: regulation of developmental process; regulation of DNA-templated transcription. Gene Ontology annotation, cellular component: nucleus. The record is from RefSeq and is a predicted model, not a curated record. Bases 133 to 948 code for a protein of 271 amino acids. Lineage: Eukaryota; Viridiplantae; Streptophyta; Magnoliopsida; Sapindales; Anacardiaceae. Gene Ontology annotation, molecular function: DNA-binding transcription factor activity; transcription cis-regulatory region binding. The transcript is spliced from 3 exons.